AUGGGUUUCACCAAGCUCUUCCUCUUCUUCUUCCUCCUGGUCGUAAACCCAUCUCUACCUCACGCUGCCGACAAUGUCAGUGUCACUCUCUACUACGAGACUCUCUGUCCUUAUUGCGCCGAUUUCAUAGUCAACCAUUUGGCCAAGAUCUUCGACAACGGCCUCAUCUCCGUCGUCAAUCUCAGAAUGGUCCCUUGGGGCAACGCUUGGCUCAAUUCCGAUGGCUCCUUCGCCUGCCAGCAUGGAACAGAUGAAUGCUUGAUCAACACAAUUGAGGCCUGCACCAUCACCAUCUAUCCUAAUGUGAAACGGCAUUUCAGAUUCAUCCACUGCGUCGAGCAGCUCACAUUUCAGAACAAGCACACUAAAUGGGCCGAUUGCUUUGAAUUGUCGAAGUUGGGGACAUUCCCUAUCGAUUGCUACAACAGUGGAUAUGGAAAUAAGAUCGAAACAAAAUAUGCAAAACAAACUGCUCAGCUUAAUCCACCACAUAGAUUUGUGCCAUGGCUGGUUGUCAAUAAUAAACCACUUGCAGAGGACUAUGAAAAUUUUAUGGCCUACAUUUGUAAGGCAUACAAAGGAAAAUCUCCUGAAGCUUGCAGAUCGAUUCACUACAAAACUGAAUCAAUUGGGAAUGAAAAAUCGAUUCCUCGAGUUUGCCUAGCAGAACAAGGAAGAAACUCUACCACUUAAGCCCGAGAAGCAUACAAUGUGGCAAAAUGUUUACAUUGUCAUUAGAUAUGAUAA
Messenger RNA from Argentina anserina (silverweed cinquefoil), 747 nucleotides. Its product is annotated as gamma-interferon-responsive lysosomal thiol protein. The record is from RefSeq and is a predicted model, not a curated record. The transcript is spliced from 5 exons. Gene Ontology annotation, molecular function: oxidoreductase activity, acting on a sulfur group of donors, disulfide as acceptor. Bases 1 to 693 code for a protein of 230 amino acids. Lineage: Eukaryota; Viridiplantae; Streptophyta; Magnoliopsida; Rosales; Rosaceae.